UUGCUCUCUUCACAGUAUAGCCCAGACAACGUGGCUGGAGCAGAUGGAGACGUUGACCCCACCGAAAUCACCUUUCCAGGAUGUUCUUGUCUUACUAGUUCCUGUGUGGUUCGUGUGUGUACAUGUCUUUGCCGUGGUGAAAAUUACAAGAAUUUGUGCAUCAAGCCUACGGACAAAGAGGAGUAUGCCCGGCCUAUUUUUGAAUGCAAUGCCAUGUGCCAGUGUGGUGAAUCCUGUCAAAACAGGGUCGUACAGAGGGGUUUGCAGUUCAGACUUGAAGUAUUCAAGACUGUGAAGAAAGGGUGGGGUCUUCGCACUCUGGAAUUCAUAGCUAAAGGAAGAUUUGUUUGCGAAUAUGCUGGUGAAGUUUUAGGUUUUAAUGAAGCACGUAGAAGAAUUCAGGCCCAGACAUCCAAGGAUUCAAACUAUAUUAUAGCAGUGAGGGAGCACCUCCAUAAUGGUCAGAUAAUGGAGACUUUUGUUGACCCUACGUACAUUGGUAACCUAGGCAGAUUCCUGAAUCAUUCCUGUGAACCAAAUUUAUUUAUGGUGCCGGUCAGAGUUGACUCAAUGGUGCCUAAACUGGCACUUUUUGCAGCCACUGAUAUUUCUGCUGGAGAAGAACUUUCUUAUGAUUAUUCUGGAAGAUUCCAUAAUUUGCCAGUAACUAACAGAGAGCAAAGAACUUCACAGGAAGAUAAUAUAUUGAAAAAACCCUGCUACUGUGGUUCCCACACAUGUAAUUCCUUCCUACCUUGGGACAGCUCCCUCUUUUCCAUAGCAGACACUUCUUCAGAGAGCUCUUCAUAACUUUUCUGCCCCUAACCAUAUGCUAAUGAGCAUCAUUUUCCCUUGCAGUUAAACCGCAGUUAACUAAAACCUUUCUUGCUAUAGAUGCAUUCAAGAGCUAUCUAUACUAAGGAUGCAUUUUUUUGAGAAGAGGGAGAAGUAUACAACUCAAUUUUUAAAUGCAGCCCAGAUGAUUAGUGAGGAUAUCAGUUUUGAAAACUAACAUGCAUAUUCUAGUUUCAUACCCUCACCUGCUAGGUUUCUUCAACUUUUGUUACUUUUGCAUCUGACAACGUACUCAAGAAGCAGAAAAUUUAACCUUUAUAACCAGAAAAGGGUUAGUAUUUGCACAACAUAGUUGAAAUGUGCCCAAGGUGAGAACCUGAAACCUAAUGCAGCUGUGCAGUAGUACUCUAAGCCAUCAUGCUAAAAAGUAAAAGAAGAAAUUUGUUUUUUAGAAGCUGUUUAUGUAAUUGACCAGCAAUAUCAAGGAGGUACAUGUGGCUUUGAAUAAAACUUAAAAAAAAAAAAAAAAGAGUUUUUGAGAAUGUCUUCAAGCAACAUCCUGAAGAUUCUGUUUUCAAGGUGGAUGAUAUGAGGGAGCACUAAAGCUUCAGGCUGUUCCAAAACAGAAUCAGUUACUACCCAGUGCCUGCUGCUGCUAUUUUGUUUUCUUCUGACAGUUUGGCAUAGGUUAAAGUACCUGUCUCAAUUUGUACUAAAAAUCUUUCAAAAAAACAAAGAAUAAUUUAACAGUGGUACAAGGAAGGGACAUGUGAUGUCAAUAAGAAAAGUAAUUGAAAAUUAUAGAGAAGAGAUUGAGACAAAGGAAUAUUGACAUUUGCAGGAAGGGCAUUAGGUUUCUUAAAUUCCAUUAAAAGAAAUUACAUUUUAAAAUGAAUUGCUAUAAUCAUUUUGUGUACCACAAAACACAAGUAACUAAUGCUUAGUGAUGUCAAGUGCUUUUUCACCCUCUUCCAUCUCCAGUCACAUAUAAUAGCUGCUUACCAAAAUUUGGUUUCAAGGGACUAGUUCAGUUUCAUUACCAUUUAGCUUCUGUGUAAACUACACAGUACCUCAGGCUCCUACAAGUACAGUCAUCCCACCUUUUAAAGCCACAUCUAUUUCAAGGCUCAUGUAAUAAGAUUUCUGCAGUAAUAGCGAGCAGCACUUCCACGGCACUUUCCAACAUUGUAAUUGUCAGGAAGCAAAUUCAGACUCUGCAGUCUGAAGCAGUAUGAUACUGCUAGUCUGACUUACAAAAUGGAUUAAAAUAGUAAAUGGUAAAGUACAUUUGAACAACAACAACAACAGAUUAUGUUCCUGCACUGCUGAACAGCUGGCAGAUAUGAGAGUUCCUUUCAGCUAGUAAUUGUUUUGUUUUCUUUUUUUCUAGAGCCAAACAGUAUUAAGCAGGGGGCUGUCCUUUCCAAGCAGGAGGAGGUUAUUGCAUCUUCCUUUCAUUGUUCUUAUACAGAUCUAAUAUACCUGCUCUACUUACCUGAGUAAGUCUGUAAAUCUCACACCAGGAGGCAGAAAAGAAUAGAUGCUGUAUUCAAAAUACACAGUGAGCUAACAGUUUCUUAAUAUGAAUUAACCACUUCUGUCUGCUUUUCAUAUUUCCUAAAAUAAAAGCUAUAGUUUCACGAUAAAUACAUUAGAUAGCUUGCCUGAUGAAGAAGUACUUUCUGUAAUUACAAUUUAUAGCACUUCCUUUCUAGAAGGAUCAAAUUAAGGAAGCUUCAAACAGGCUUGUUUAAAAUUUCCCCCAACUUUGAUGAGCAAGACACAGAUAAAUAGCAAUACAGUUUUUUUUUUACGAUAGUGCCAUGCAGUGUUCCAUCAGUGGCAAAAGCCCUUGAUCUAUGUGCUCUGUACAGUUUGAUCUUUAACUGUAUUCCUAGCCUUUGAUGUAGUAUAUACACACACAAGCCACCGUUUCUGUGGAGGAAAAAUAAAUCAGCUGUUCUAUAAGCAAGCUAGCAACAACAUUUAGUUUUUCUUUUUAGAAAGAACUUUUUGAUUUGGAACUUAACUUGAUAGUGAUAAGGGAUAAUGGAAAUUUGGUUGCUCUUAUUGUGCUAAACUGUCUUUCCCCAUACUUUCUUGAUAGACUUCAAUGUUGGCUUUCCCCCCUUUAAUAAAUGCAUCUUCCUCCUUCUGUUACGAAGAACUGCUAUUGAGACACAUGCUAUGGUUGCAGUUUAAGCUAAAGAUGAUAUCAUGCUCAAGAUGAAUCGUUAACUGUCACUUCUGUAGGCACAGAAAGCCUCCAAAGGGUUUCAGCUGUGUGUUAAAAGUACUGUUUACAAGCAGAGCAGCCAGUAACUUUACUCCUUGCCUGAUUAAGCUAGGCUGUUUUUACAGAACAGUUCCUCCAGCUUCUGUAACUUAGGAUGCACGCUUCAUUAGAUACCAGAGCAUAGCUUAGAUGUCAAGAUCUGUUGUCCCAUUUAGAGGCUUAUCUGGUUUUCUUCUCCAAAAAGGCAUUGUGCCAGUCACUUUCGGCCUGCAUGCUUGGGAGUGGACAAUCCAAUCUACUUCCUUUUCCUCCCUCUUGUAAAUUGUUUUAAGACUAGUUUUAUACCACCUGUAUUCCUAUUCCUCAAGAUUAGAUAAGUUUUCAAGAUGACAGCAGUUUUUUAGCUUCCUGUUAUGAAUAUGUACUUGGCAUGAUUUUGAGCAGUUGAGGAAGCAUAGAUUCCAACAAAACAAAAGAAAAACAAAUCCAAACACCAUUAGCCAUAUCUAGUCCUUACAUCACCAGCCUUAAACCAGAGAACAGAACUGAACCUUCUGUCUCGGUGCAAUUCCACCCUCAGUCACAGCCAGCAGAAGCCAGUUUCUAGCAAGUGAACUGAAUUUCAAUUACCUGGUUAGAAAAAGCUUGAUGGUAUAGAGCAACAAAAAGACUGUUGUACUGUUAAAAACAGCCAACCAUAUUAUAGGCUUUAACUAGAACACAUGAAAUAAUAUGUUGUCAUUGAAUUCUAAAUUAUUACGGCAUAAAAUGGCCAUUUUCUACACACUGUAUACAUUACAUGAUACAUACCUUGCUCUACCUAGCGCUACAGCUGCUUUGGGGGGGUGGAGUAAAAAUCCUACUGGAGAAGAAGAGGGAGGGAAAAAAAAAAACACUUUAAGAAGGGACUGAAAACUAAAGUAAGCCCUUGUUUCUGAAACCUGCUGCAUUUUUCACCUUUUCUUCUCAGUUAGGUCUACAUAGAGUCCCAGCCAAGUGCUUCUCACUUGAUGUGCCCUUUCACAAUGAAUCUGCUCCAAACAGCUCAAAAGACAGAACUCUGUAUAACUUUCCUUCCUACUCUCAAAGUGCAGUAAUGAUGAUCUGUAUUUCUGAAGUUUAUAACUACUAAAAAGAGAGAAGUUUUGAUCCACACAGGAGUUGAGUUUUGAUUUUUGAGAAAGGAGGCAAUUAAGCUUGUCAGUGAUGCAAUUGCAGAGCUAACUGUCCAUGCUGCAGGAAUUCCAAGUAAAUAACAGCACUAAGCAUUUGUAGAACCACCCUGCUUUCAAGUAAAUCUUCCUUCAGAGACCCCCUUGCAAAACAAAGGCCCAAGAAAAUAUUUUGAAAUAAAUGACCAGAUUCUGAAGUCUUAGCAAGAUGCUCAUUGGUGUGCAAGUCUACAUGAAUUUGUUUAAUUUUUAUUUUCACUACAUUUCACUAUGUGCAAUUUAUUUACAACCUCAACAACUGAAGAAACGUAUACUCAAGAUCAACAAAUGUUCAAGGAUGGUUUCUGGCUAUAAAUGGCAGCGCUCUGAAUACAGUGUUUUGUUGUUGUUGCUUCUGCUAAUUAAUUUUAACCAGUUGCCAGUUAAGGAAAGUCAGAUAGUCCUCCCUUACAGAUGGUAUUUGAACAUGUGAAGCUCUAAGAGAAAUAAGUUUAGAAAGUACAAUUUGUAUUUUGCAUUACUAACAGUUUCAGAUAAAAAUAAUGGGAAAAA
Messenger RNA from Struthio camelus australis, 4755 nucleotides. The record is from RefSeq and is a predicted model, not a curated record. Lineage: Eukaryota; Metazoa; Chordata; Aves; Struthioniformes; Struthionidae.